CCCCACCUCCUUCCCUCUGUCUCUCUCUCUCUCUCUCUCUCUCUCCGUUGAAAGGUCGAGGAGCAGCGGAGAAGUGACGCCUGUGGUGGUCAGGGGGGUUCGCCCGAUCGCCGUCGAUGUUGGGACUCAACGUGACGGCGCCACCGGCGGUGAGCCCGCCGCCGGGCAAGGAGCAGCAAGCGGCUGGGGUGGGGAUCCUCCUGCAGAUCUCUAUGCUGGUGCUUUCCUUCGUCGUCGGCCAUGUUCUCCGCCGUCACAAGUUCUACUACGUCCCCGAGGCCAGCGCUUCCCUCAUCAUAGGUUUACUUGUUGGUGGACUUGCUAAUAUUUCAGAUACUGAAACCAGUAUCAGGAGGUGGUUUAAUUUCCAUGAGGAAUUUUUCUUCCUUUUCUUGCUGCCGCCAAUUAUAUUCCAAUCUGGGUUCAGUUUAGCACCGAAACCAUUCUUUUCAAACUUUGGGGCCAUUGUCACAUUUGCUAUCUUAGGAACAUUUAUUGCUUCAGUGGUAACAGGGGUUUUAGUAUAUCUUGGUGGUUUAACGUUUCUGAUGUACAAAUUGCCAUUAGUUGAGUGCCUGAUGUUUGGUGCUCUCAUAUCUGCAACUGAUCCUGUUACUGUUCUGUCAAUAUUCCAGGAACUUGGUACCGAUGUGAAUCUAUAUGCCUUGGUGUUUGGAGAAUCUGUUCUAAACGAUGCUAUGGCAAUCUCCUUGUACAGGACCAUGUCAUCAGUUCAAAGUCAUGCCUCAUCGGGACAAAAUUUUUUUCUAAUUGUUGUGCGGUUUCUCGAGACAUUUGUUGGCUCAAUGUCAUCAGGGGUUGGUGUUGGAUUUAUUUCUGCUCUCCUCUUCAAAUAUGCUGGGUUGGAUAUCGACAACCUUCAGAACUUGGAAUGCUGUCUUUUUGUCCUUUUCCCAUACUUCUCUUACAUGCUAGCAGAAGGAUUAGGUCUGUCUGGCAUUGUCUCAAUACUGUUCACUGGAAUUGUCAUGAAGCAUUAUACCUUCUCAAAUUUAUCAGAAAAAUCUCAACACUUUGCUGCUGCCUUUUUCCACUUGAUUUCAUCAUUAGCAGAAACAUUUGUGUUUAUAUACAUGGGUUUCGACAUUGCAAUGGAGCAACAUAGGUGGUCACACCUAGGAUUUAUCUUCUUUUCAAUUAUCUUCAUAGGUGUUGCAAGGGCAGCACAUGUUUAUGUUUGUGCUAACUUGGUCAACAUGGCUCGACCAACAAGUCGUCAAAUACCUUUGAAGCAUCAGAAGGCACUGUGGUAUAGUGGUCUUAGAGGGGCUAUGGCUUUUGCACUUGCUCUGCAAUCAGUACAUGAUCUACCUGAAGCACAUGGCAAAACGAUUUUCACAGCUACCACUGCAAUUAUUGUUUUAACAGUAAUAUUGGUUGGAGGCUCAACUGGUACCAUGCUUGAAGCUUUAGAAGUAGUAGGCGAUGGUCAAGAUGGGGCUCUUGAAACCAUCGAGAGUAACAAUGGCUACAUUGCCCCAUCAUAUCAAGAAGGAACAUCAUCUGGGAGUAACCUGAAAAUGAGGCUUAAGGAGUUCCAUAAAAGCACAACAUCUUUCACUGCAUUGGAUAAGAAUUAUCUCACGCCAUUCUUUACUAGUCAAAAUGAAGAAGAGGACGUCUCUGAUGAAUCGAUGCGGACUCCUUCAAGAGGAAGAUUCCAAGACCGUGCAUAGAUUCCAUAUCGUUAAUUCGCCGGGGGAUCUCGAGAACCUAAUCGUUCUUCUUCACGAGCAUCAUGCUCACAGUCGCCAAGCAGGAAUUCAACCGACUUUCCCUCAUUAAGUGUAUUAGCCAUGUAAAAGAAAUCAUAGCUUCCCUUACACCGUGAUAAUGCAGCAAAAUAAUUUUCACGAUAAGUUUUAACCCGAGAAAUGAUGAAAGACAGCUUAUCAUGUACAUAUCGUCGCAGCAGUUCAGUAUUAUUUCAUGUA
This is a messenger RNA of Musa acuminata AAA Group (dessert banana), 1955 nucleotides long. RefSeq names its product sodium/hydrogen exchanger 6-like. The transcript is spliced from 22 exons. Gene Ontology annotation, molecular function: potassium:proton antiporter activity; sodium:proton antiporter activity. Bases 117 to 1697 code for a protein of 526 amino acids. Lineage: Eukaryota; Viridiplantae; Streptophyta; Magnoliopsida; Zingiberales; Musaceae. The record is from RefSeq and is a predicted model, not a curated record. Gene Ontology annotation, biological process: potassium ion transmembrane transport; sodium ion import across plasma membrane; regulation of intracellular pH. Gene Ontology annotation, cellular component: endosome; plasma membrane.